UUAAGAUUCUUUAGAAGAAAUUUUCCAGUACAACCACUUACCAUAAUGACGCAUUUUUAGGAACGUGCUCCUGUUGAAGUUGUUAAAAUUGUUAGCUUUUACUAGAAAUUCAGCUAAUUUUUUUGACUUCUUUGCUAAGCCUAAAGUCUAGUUUCGGAAAGUCUGAUGUGCUCUUGCACCUAUUUGUGGGCCUGCUAUAAAUAGCCCCCUGCUGGCAACACAUGCAUGUCUAUGAUAGGCAGUUACAGAGAUUUUCUUCACAGACUCUGGCUCCAAAGCAACACUGACAACAUCUCAAUGGGGUUUUUACAUGGAUAACACCAUUAAAUCUGAGCCUUGAACUUUGACAAGCUGUGGACGUGAACACGAAGCAGUUUUAUACUGUGGGUGAUACGUUUAUCUAGGAUCUUAAUUUUUUUGUGUGAAUUGCUUCUGUGGACAAUGACUUCCAGAAGGCCAAUGACUCGCUCUUAUUCUGGCAAUGGGAGGACAAGCAGCUUCAGUGAAGAGGAGGGCAGCUCUUCCAAUGGCCGUUCAGAAAGCCGCAACACUUACCUCUCCAAUGUUAGGCCUGAAAACAGGAGCACACUAUGUAGCGUCAUGGCUCAGCUGACCGAGGACAUACAGCCGUCCUUUGAGACCACCUUGAAAUCAAAGGCAGUGUCAGAAAACUGUAAUGUGAAGUUCACCUGUGUGGUGUCAGGUUACCCAGCUCCAGAACUGAAAUGGUAUAAAGAUGAUAUUGAGAUGGACCGGUACUGUGGACUCCCAAAAUAUGAAAUUCGCCGGAAUGGAAAAACACACACCCUCCAUAUUUACAACUGCACAUUGGACGAUGCAGCCAUCUAUCAGGUCUCAGCCAGCAAUAGUAAAGGCAUUGUCUCCUGCUCGGGAGUUUUGGAGGUUGGUACCAUGAGCGAGUAUAAGAUCCACCAGCGGUUCUUUGACAAGCUGAAGCAGAAAGCAGAGAAGAAGAAGAAAGAGUUGGAAGAGCAGACCAAGAAGGAGGAUAAAGAAAACAUUCAGGAACAGAAAGCGAAGAAAAGCCCAGAACGUCCUCCAAGGAAGCGGACCGUCCCACCCCCACAGGAGAGGCCAGUGGUCAAGGAGCCUGAGGAACAGCUUGGAGCCGCUGCAGAACCUAAUGGAGUUAGCUCGGAGGUCAUGGAAACAGCCCAUGUCACAUCCAUUAACAGCGGGCUGGAGAAGGAGAUACCUCCAUCUGCGGAAACCUUGGCUAAAAAGAAAAUAAAGAUCUCAAAUGGUGUAGAUGUUGGAGUUAAUAGCAGCAGCAGCAGCAGUGGCAGAAACCAUAUGAUGGGCAAUGGAGGAGAAAACUGUUACGAUGGAGGAAUCAGUUUGGCACAGUUUCUGGCAGAAACUCUCCAGUCUCAGGCUUCUGAGGAGAAACAGAACUCAUCUCGAGGGGAGAAACCUAAAGAGACAAAUGUACCUGUGGUAAAUGACAUCAAAGAGAAAGAAAGGUUGCAAAUAGAGAGAGAAGAACAAGAAAAAGCACUAGAGGAAGAGCAUGCGAGAGAGAAAAGGCAAGAAGAAGACUUGGCUGUAGAAAGUGAGACAGAAAGGGAAAGAUCGUUGGAGAUGUUGCAUACAAAAGCCCACAGUAAACAUGGUUCAGAAGCCAAACAUCACAGCAAGGCUCAUAAGGAUCACGACCACCACAACAUCCAGGCUUCCAUCUCCUCUAUGCUCCACACUGUCAAAGACUUCUUCUUUGGUAAGAGUAAGAAGGACUUUCAUGAUCACACUGAGGACAAGGAGAGAGAGUUUGACCAUGACUCAAUUCAGCCUCCUCAACAGGAAACGCCGCCGUCAUUUCGGCUGCAACCGGAGCAUAAUCCAGAAGUGUGCAAGCCUCUCACAGAGAAUGUUGUGCCAAUGGAAACAGAUAAACCAAAGGAGUCUUCAGAAAGUGUGGAUAUAGAACAAAAGUUAGACAGUGUUCUACACACAGACCUGCCACCAGUUGAUAAAUUGCCUCCUGAGAGCGCAGAGGAGCCCACAGGGCAGUGUGUCAAGGAGGCUGAAGAUGCCAUGGAGGUGUCUGUGGGAGCGGGGAGCAGCAGCCCAGAUGAAGAAAUGCCAUUGUCUGACCUUCGAGUUCUCACUGAGACAGAAGAUUCUCAGGCAGUCUCAGUUAUCAAAGAUAGCCAGGCUGCAAGAGACGAGUCAUCACCCAGGGAGGGUGUAUCUGUAUUACCACAAACCAAAGCCCCUGAUGAAGAAGAAUGCCAACCCACAUCCACUCUCACUAGUUUGAAAGUUAGCUGGACUCCCCCUCACAGUGUUAUCUCACUGUCGGACAGCCCCAGCCUCGGAGAAACACCCACUGCAACGUUGCAAGAAGAACAGUUGAGUAUUGAUAAAAUGGACAAAGGAGGUAAACCUGGCACAGAGGAAGGCCUUUCCUCCAGUAAGUUAUGUGAGGAAGAGAAAGCUGAAGUGAAAUCAAGCAAACAGCCGUGCUCAGUUAUAAACAGCUCUGAGAUGACUGAAUUAACAACAUCUUCGCUGGAAGAGAGAAGAGAGCUGUGUGAAUCUAAAACACCAGAUCAGGUGCUUUCUCCUCCUUCUGCUGUGGCAGAGAGCAGUGUAGAGAAAGAUUAUGUAAAAGAGGAGACCGAAUGCACUUCACUGAUUCAGGAAAUGAAAGUAGGAUUUCCGCCUACUGCAGCCCCAGACAGUUUAGAGAAGGCUGACCUAAAAAUUCAGCAUGAAUGCACUUUGUCCAUUGCAGAGGAAAGUGCAGAAGUCCACCGUCUAAGUGCAGUACAGUCUUCAAGUUCAGGUUUUAGAAGUAGUGAAGACAGAAGUGACUUGAAAAAUGUAUUGAAUUCUGCUUUAGAGAAAGAUUUAGAAGUUAACUUAUGUAACAAUCUAAACACACAAGAGCACGUCAUUUUAGAAGGUGAGAGCACUGAAGCAAGGAAAGAGUGUUUGGAGUUUGGAGCGGAGACAGAGAAGAGAAUAGAGGUGUCGGAAGAAUCAAAAAUACUUUCAGUAACACAAAAUGAGGGAAGUAAUGCUGAGGUUUUGGAGGAGCACAGUGAAACUGCACAUCAAGAUGGUGAUGAAAUACUGCUGGGUUGGCCUUCAAAGGAUAUUCCACAAAUCCAAAUAUCUACUAUUGAAGACACCCCAGAUAUUAAACCAACCUCGCCAGAUGUAAACCAAAAUGAACAUUUUGUAAUCCCAAAAAUUGAAAUCAUGGAGCCUGAAAUCAAAGAGAACCCUCUGCCACUCACUAUUUUGGCACAAAAUAAGCCAGAAUCAGAACUUGCUAGACAUGAUGCAACUCAUGUGUCAGGGACAAUAACCCAGGACCUGAGCAUGACUAAUUCUCCUGACUUGUUGCCCACACAGAAAGGUAUGCAGAAUGAUUAUAACCUUUCACUGAAAAAGGAAGAAAAGGAAGUUGCACAAUUAGGUGACGAGACAAAAAUGUUUGAGCUCAAGCAGCCACGCGUGAAAAGCCAUGAACAGCUCCCCCAGAUGGACUAUGCAUCAGUUCCUGUUAUAAAUGUGUUGUGUACUGAUGACGAGGAGAGUGAAGCAUUUGUGAAUGUCCAGGUUUCACAUACAAUGCAGCCAGCUGAAACUACAACAGUGCCUUUGUUUGUGGUGCCACCCAUUUCUGUCACUUGUCAUGAAAGUGAUCCUGGUCUCAGACUGUCCACAUACAGUGAGUUGACAGAAACAGAAACUUCAGCUGUCAUGCAAAGGGGAACAAAGCAUGAUGCUGACAAUAAUAUGACCACAAAGCGUGAAAAAACUCAAAGUGAAAAACAGAACCUUGAAGAAGUGGAAGAGAAAAGUGUAACAGAGAACACUCCGUCUUUGCUAAGUGAAGCUUUAAUACCAAAGGUUGGCGACAGUGUGCCAUUAUUCAAUAAAACAACAGAAGACAACAUUGUUCCUGAAAUCUCAAAGAUAAAACCUCUCAGAGAGCCGAAGAUAGAGAAUUCUGUGUCUGCUGAGGACCUCCAGAGAAACAGAUGUUCUGUUGAGAGACUCAGCUCGAAACCCCCAGCACAUCCAUCACUGAGUCCAGCCAGUAAUCGCAAAUUCACGUCCAAAGCUGCUCCAGACUCAGAAAGUGAGACUGCCACGGCUGUCCCUGUAAUCACAGUGGGUGAUCGACAGAGUGACAGGGUAGAUGAAGAUCUCAGCGGGGGCUCGACACCAACGUCAUCCCUCUCCUGUGAAAGCAGUCCCCGGCUGAAACGCAGGGACAGUCUGUCACUCAUACGCUCUGCCACGCCUGAGGAGUUGGCCUCCGGAGCUCGCCGUAAAAUCUUCAUCCCCAAAACUAAAGAAGAUGGAGAGGGAGCGAUGGUUGGUGUGAUGGACACUCAAGGCAAGAAGGAGACCCCCUACAUGUCUCCCAGCCAGGCUCGCAGAGCGGCAUUACUACAGGCUCCCACAGGACAAAACACCCCACCAAUGGAGAGGCGUUCUCCUCUACUGAGCCGCAGAAAGGCCACCUUGGAGGUGCCAAAAGUGGUGGAGGAGACCCCCAAAGAAGAGCCGGUCACCAAGAGAGAAGAGAAGCCAGCUGAAAAGAAACUAGACCCUUUGAAAGCUCCACAGGUCAUUCGUAAGAUCAGGGGAGAACCGUUCCCAGAUGCAUCUGGACACCUGAAGCUGUGGUGCCAGUUUUUCAACGUGCUCAGUGACUCGACCAUUAAGUGGUACAGAGAUGAGGAAGAAAUACUAGAGGUGAAGAGAAGCGGAGGUGAUGAAAGCCAAGUAGCGCUGGCUAUUGUGCUGGCAUGCAGCCAAGACUGUGGGGUAUAUGGCUGUACGAUCAAUAAUGAAUACGGGACUGACACCACUGACUUCCUGCUCAGCGUAGACAUUCUCUCUGAGAUUCUACUAAGAGAUGAUUUGGAAGUUGGAGAGGAGAUUGAGAUGACCCCGCUGCUGUUCACCAGAGGCCUGGCCGACUGUGGAAGCUGGGGUAACAAGUACUUUGGUCGUAUCAUGACAGAGACGGUGCACAUUGGGGAAGGUUGCGCUCACAAAGCCAGCAGAGUGAAAGUCAUCUAUGGCCUGGAUCCUGUAUUUGAUUCUGGAAGCAACUGCAUUAUCAAAGUUCAAAGCCCCAUCGCCUACGGGACCAAACAAGAGAGCAACCUUGCAGAGAGAAAUCUAGAGAUCACUAAGCAAGAAUGCAAAGUCCAAAACAUGAUUCGAGAAUACUGUAAAAUCUUUGCGGCUGAAGCAAGAGUUAUUGAGAACUUUGGCAGUUCACUAGAAGUGAUUCCUCAGUAUCUGAUGUACCGGCCUGCAAACUCUGUGCCAUAUGCUACGGUGGAGGCCAGUCUUGAAGGUGUCUUCCUCAAGUAUUGCAUGAUGGAUCCUAAAGGCAGGCUGAUUAUGCGAAACAUUUCUGAGGUGGAGCAGAAAUGCAGCGCCUUCCAGCACUGGAUCCAUCAGUGGACACAUGGCAAUUUACUCGUCACACGGCUUGAGGGUGUUGAAACAAAGCUUACUAAUGUUGGAGUUGUGACCAAGUCAAAAGGAUACCAAGGAUUAACCGAGUAUGGCUCUCCUGAAGUAUUUGAACAGUUCCUGACACACCAUCAGUGCAACUACUACUGUGGACUUCUUGGCCUGCGCCCCCUGAAGUCUAUGGAUAGUCUGCAUCAGCCAACCAAGAUCAAGGGCUCCAGGAGCCCCCUUCUGAACCGCAAGUUGGGCACUAGCAGCCCACAGCUUCAGCGGAAAGGACACAGUCCUCAGAUGUCUAGAAAGGCAAAUUCUAGCCCAAAGGUGACUAGAAAAGUUCAGGAGACAGAGGACAGUAAAUCAAACGCCAAAUCCAAGCCUGCAGAAACUGCUGAUGCUCUUGAGAUGCGGUAGGAAGAAUGGCUUCAUUUGUUUCAAGCAGUAUUUUAUUGCUUGUUAUGGUCAAGUAUUAUCUGUUUCUUUCCAGUUACCAAAGCCAGCAAGGACAUGAAGAGUAAGAGUUAUGACAAAAAGACUAGUUUGUUGACCUGACUUGUCCAAAAAAAAAAAAGAUCACUGUGAAGUUCUCACUCACUAUCACAACAAUGAAACAUCCAUGUCCCAACUUAUCAGUUAACUUCUUAAUACAGUUAAAAUGGAAAUUUUUGGAGCAACGGGCACCAGGUUUUUGUCCUUAUAGCUCAGAGGUGCCAAACAGCAAGUUGAGAGGGAAUGAAAAACAACACUCGGCCACAUAAGAACUGACAUAACACUAUUAAAUCCCUUCAAACACUUGCCUCAGAGUCUUAUCAGCUCUAUGAAUGGACAAACAAUUCUCCACGCAAUAUUUGUCAACUUCAAAUAUGUUAUACUGUAUUUGCAGUCAUUUUAUUGAAGGGAUAACAGCAUUCUAGUGUUUUGAUUGAAAGAACUGUGGAGUCUAAAAUGUACAUGACCACAGCCACAAGUGAUGCUGCAUGUUCGUCUAUGAUGUACAGUAUGUGUGUAGGGUGUAACGUUUAUUUUGGAGGUUAUAAAUGACUACCAUUAGAACUGCCUAUGCAGCAUUUCUGUACACAGCAAAGUUGAACUCCUGCUGUGAAAUAACAGCACCAUUUGUAGGUCAUAGAUGUUUGUGUGCACUUUGUUUUUGGCAUUACUUUUUAGUAGUUUUUGAGUACUUUGUAUAUGUUUGUUACAGCGGUCGUGUGUGUCUUUAAUCAGUCGUCUUACAGUAUUUCAGAAAAUAUGCCUCUGUCAGAGCAAUAAGCAGUAAGGUGCUUACCAGUGAACUCCUUAACUAUGGCAUGCUUAUGCUCAUUGACAUGCAAACACACAAGUGUGUUCCCAGCAGCGAAGGGGGAGGAAGGCUGCUGAAUGAGGUCCACGCAGUUACUUGGACCUGACCUAUGGACUGUGGGAUAAAAGCACACUGAACAAAAUAACCAAAAGAGCAGACUCAGGACUUGAAACUGAAAACUGUAAAGUUUUACGUCAACCGACAAUCACCUUUUGCUGAACAAUAGAGAUGUGAGUUUUCCUAGGAUACAGUUGGUCAACACUAACCAGACCAAUCUUUAGCAUUUAGCUGUUUCUUUUUUAUAAGUUGCAAAACCAGCAUGGACUUUGGGAUUGAAAUAAAAAUGAACACUAUUUGGUUAUCUCAUGGGUUUGCCCAGGUAUUCAUGGUUAGAUUCCAAAAGACACCAGUUUCCUUGUACAACAAGAGAUAUCACCUCUACUGUUUGACAACAAAUAUACAGGAAUUUCUAUCAUGGUUUUUUGGUUAAUGAUCAAUGAAAGUCCAAAUAGCCACUCUUAAACUUCAGCUGCUGUCACUUAAUUGCAUGAAGCCUUAUUAGUGAAAGAAAACACAACACUAGGAGAAAUAUUUGAAAUGGAGUUGAAAUAUUUGAAAUAGCAAAAUAAGUCUGUGUACAUUGACCAGCUGAUGAUAGAG
Toxotes jaculatrix (banded archerfish) is the source of this 7432-nucleotide messenger RNA. RefSeq names its product alpha-kinase 3a (gene alpk3a). Gene Ontology annotation, cellular component: nucleus. The record is from RefSeq and is a predicted model, not a curated record. Gene Ontology annotation, molecular function: protein serine/threonine kinase activity; ATP binding. Bases 442 to 5886 code for a protein of 1814 amino acids. Lineage: Eukaryota; Metazoa; Chordata; Actinopteri; Toxotidae. Gene Ontology annotation, biological process: cardiac muscle cell development; protein phosphorylation. The transcript has 14 exons.